Molecule: messenger RNA, 1365 nt
Organism: Callorhinchus milii (elephant shark)
Lineage: Eukaryota; Metazoa; Chordata; Chondrichthyes; Chimaeriformes; Callorhinchidae
Gene: ccnh
Product: cyclin H
Biological process (GO): DNA-templated transcription; regulation of cyclin-dependent protein serine/threonine kinase activity; regulation of transcription by RNA polymerase II
Cellular component (GO): nucleus; transcription factor TFIIK complex
Molecular function (GO): cyclin-dependent protein serine/threonine kinase regulator activity
Source: RefSeq, marked provisional
GAGGGGGUUUUAAAUGCAAGCGACCGUUAACGGCCGGGACGAGUGAGCGCGAAGCGUGUGACUUGAGUAAUGAGUGUUCAAGGAUGUAUCACAACAGUACACAGAAGAAAUGCUGGACAUUUCAUAAUGAGGAAGAACUGGAAACGAUGAGAACUGAAGCCAAUCAGACAUUUCGGGCCAAGCUUUUCGGAAGUGGAAAGUUCCCUCCAAAUGACUCCACACAUUUGCUGGAACCUCACGAAGAAGAAGUACUUCGUAAAUACUAUGAAAAACGACUGUUGGACUUUUGCAAUGCAUUUAAGCCAGUUAUGCCCAAAUCUGUGGUGGGUACGGCAAGUAUGUUUUUCAAGAGAUUUUACUUGAACAACUCCUUGAUGGAAUACCACCCGAGGACUAUUAUGUUGACCUGUGUAUACUUGGCAUGUAAAGUGGAUGAAUUUAACGUCUCCAGUUCACAGUUUGUUAGUAAUCUUUGGGAUAGUCCUGCGGGUCAGGAAAAGGCACUGGAACAGAUCCUGGAGUAUGAACUCUUGCUCAUUCAGCAGCUGAACUUUCAUCUGAUUGUCCACAACCCAUUCCGACCUUUUGAGGGAUUUCUUAUUGAUCUAAAGGCUCGAUAUUCAGCGUUGGAAAACCCAGAAGUUUUGAGAAAAAUGGCAGACGAAUUUCUCAACCGAGGAACUAUGACUGAUGCUGGCCUUCUAUUUCCACCAUCACUAAUUGCAAUAACUGCUAUCCAUUCUAGUGCCUCCAGAGCUGGUAUUAAUAUGGACGGUUAUUUGAUGGAAAGCCUCCUGUUAAGAGAUGAUCGAGACUGCCUUUCACGGCUAGUUGAAGCAAUCAGAUGUAUAAAGACCCUAGUAAAGAAGUAUGAUCCUCCCAAACCUGAUGAAGUUAAUCUUCUGAAACAGAAGCUGGAACGUUUUCAUAGCUUAGAUCUUGGCUUCAGUACAAAUCUUAAGAGAAAGAAAGGAUACGAGGAAGAUGGAAUCAUUUCAAAGAAAACCAAAAUGGAAGAGGAAGAAUGGAGUGAUGAAGAUCUAGCAGACACCAUGUAAAUUGCUGAUGGAAUUGACUGAUCUCACCAAUGAUCUGCAGCUCAUUUGAGGCAUAUGACCAACCCAAGGAGGAUGUGGCUUUAAGAUGAGAUACACUUCUAAAUAUGUCAAGUUAAAUUUCCACUGCUGUAGUCAACUAAAUUACAUUUCUCUGAAACUUGUUUGAGAAAAUGUAAGUCAUUGUUCCCAACGUCUUCAGAAAAGAUCAUGCCAAAAUGUAUGAUUGUUCAGUUCACAGUGACAGAUUAACCAAGAUUGUGGAUUAUGGAAAACAUUUGAAAUAAAGAUUUGCUUUGUAAAUUUUCAC